AUGCACUUCUCAAUGCAUCUCACCUCUCUCCUUCCUCUCUUCCUCCUUUGCUCGCCCGCUUUCGCUCAGUAUGGUCAAAACUCCGCUUGCCCUCCCGGAUCCGCCAUCGAAGGCCUCACGCAAGCAGGCUACAGAACCGCCUGGACGAUCGACAGCAAGAACUGGACACGUCUGAACGAGGUUUUCACACAAGAUGUCUAUUACGACAGUGCCGCAUUAGGACAAUACGGCGGCAAAGCAGAAGGCAUUGAACAGACACGGGAAGCAUUGCAAAAAGCUGGCGAGGGAGCGAAGACUUCACAUGUGGUGACGAAUUUAUAUGUGGAGGAGGUGUUGAGUGAUGAAAAGGCGAGAGUUAUAACUUAUAUAACAGUUACGCACUGGGAUCUAAAGGCUUUAGACGACAUUAGCAAGACGUUCAGAGUCCAGUACUACUGUGAUGAUAUCUGGGUAUGCGAGGACCAAGCGUGGAAGAUGCAGCAUAGUGUGGUGACGAAUCUGGGCGUGGGAGUGGAGGCUCCGUACAAUACGCAAGUGGUUCCGGAGAAGGCGGCAUGA
Molecule: messenger RNA, 558 nt
Organism: Cercospora beticola
Lineage: Eukaryota; Fungi; Ascomycota; Dothideomycetes; Mycosphaerellales; Mycosphaerellaceae
Source: RefSeq, a predicted model, not a curated record